CAUGCCCAGGCUGUUGGGCGUUUUGUAACAGGAAAGGAGUAUUGCUGCCUGGUUUCCAUUCGACCUGCCGCGAGGAUCUCAGCAGCACAUAUCAUUGUCACCGGGCCGUUUUGAGAGCGAGCAGAAGCCAGAAUGAAAAAGGGGACGGAGGACCCCAUGGAUGAAAGAUUGGAGGAGGAUGAGCGAGCGAUCCUUCGCUACGAGGAGCACAUCACGGGGCUGCUGGUCACCGUCGCCCACCUCCAUGGCAAAAUUGAACGGCUGCAGGAGAAAAAGGCCAGGGAGGAUGAUGAGUGUUCUGACCUGUGUUCCGAAUACACAGCAAGUCUCCCCCGAUGCCCUCUGCAGUUCCCAAACCUGGCAAUGGUGCUGCCUCCUCCGAAGGUCCAUCCUGACAAAGGCAAUGGCGAUCUGUUUCUGGACGUACAUAAGGCCGUCACGUCCCUUGAGAACACCGUCUUCUCCCAUCGGAGCCGCAUCCCCAGCACUGAUGCUGAGCUGGAGGGCUAUGCUCAGGUGGCCGAGGGCCUGGAAGAAAGUCUGAGGAAAUUCCAAGGAGGUGACAAAGAUCCAUUGCCCAAGCUGGAUCUGGAACUCAAGGCAUCUGAAGAGGGGUUCCUGGUUGAUGGGAUGAGCAUACACGAGAGAGAAAUUGCCCUAUUUGAAGAAAGGAACAUGGCCCUCCGAGCAGAGCUGGAAGGCAGGAAUGAGGAACUAGCUAGAUCGAAAGCCACCCUCUGUGCUUACCAGGAAGAAAGGGAUAAGCUUCAGCGAAAGGUCAAACAGCUUCACAGUGCCCUCUCUAAGAUGGAGACACCUCUGCACGGAUCCACCAGCCCAGUCAGCGAGAAAGCGUUGUGGGGAUUUCAGGAUCCACUGUUGGCAGCCCAAAGCUUUGUCUGCUGUUUCCAAGGUGCCCCCGGCGCCCACCCUGGCUGCUGCCUUUACCCCCAGCACAGCCCACCCUCUGCGGAGACCCCCACAAAAGGCAUGGAAGACCACAGGCAGCAACUCCGUGGAUCCAUCGAGAAGCUCCGAGGCCUCAACCAACUCCUCUCGGCGACACUGCAGGAGUCCAAGAGCGAUACGGAACGUGUCAGCUUGCUGCUGGGACGCCGGGAGUCUGAUAACACCGCCCUGCGCUUGGCCGUGCAAUAUAGCGAACGCUGCUUAGAGGCCUAUGAGAGGCUCUUUUCCUUGGCCAGAGUGAAACUGCAUCCCAGAGCAGAGGCAGCAGAGGCGGGAGAUCUAUCCCACGCAGGAAGCCCUUUGGAGAUGAAAUUAGUGGUGAUGAAUGAAGCGUAUCAGUUCUUGCAAAGUCGCAGCGUGGAUGUUGAAGGCCCCGGACUUACCCUCUCGGAGCAGAGGGCCCCUGAGCUGUGGGGUUCAGCGGACGAAAGGAAGGUUUUGCGGGAAUACAUCAGGAGUCUGAGGGCAGAGCAGGCCUCCCUGAAGCUCCCUGCCGCCAGCUGGCCACCGCCUGGGCCCGACUCUCCCGCAGCCAGGAUCAAUGCUCGGAUCGACACCAAGGUGGCUGAGGUUCAGCGGGCCACACGGGACGCUCUUCCCUCCAAGGCUGCUCAACCCAAGAUGGACAAGGCGCGCUUGCUGCACGAAUUGGAGGCUGCUAGGGAGGCCUUGGGUGACCUGAACACCCGGAUGCACCUGGCAGAGAAGGAGAAACAAGGCCUCGAGCUGCAGAUGUACACUUACCGGGCUCAAGAGGCCGCAUGCCUGCUGAUGGCCCAGAUCCUGCAGGCAGAGCGUGACGAGCUUCGGGGGCAGCAAAUCGCAUCAUCUGGCGGCAGCAACAGCAGCAGUGGAGAGAGCUCCUCAGAGGAGUCCAUGCCCAGAAGGACCCUUUCCAGCUCAUCUGAGGAUAUAGCAGAGGAGCAGCCCAGCGCAGAGCCCAGGAUGGAAGCCUCCCAACUUCUGGAGACGCUGACUAGCGUAAACUGCAAGAACAAGGAACUCGAAGAUCGGAUCCAUUCCCUUCUUCUUGAGCUGGAGGAGGGAAGCCAAGAGAGUAGAGCUCAGGAGGUCCAACAGGUGGCGCUCACGCGGGACUUCUUCAAGGCGCACAGCGCCUUGGUCUUCGCCUACCGGAACGCCCGCAAGAAACAGGAGGCCCAACUGCAUCAGCUAGAGACCCAAAUUGGUCUGAUGGGUCAACGCCAGACCAGGCAGCUGCAGUCGCUGAUGCAAGCCCUCCGGCGGCUAGAGGUCAGAACAGACGGCCCGGCCCCCACCUAGGGCGAGCCUUGUUGCGUGAGGGGGGGAACACCCUGUCCUGUCUGGAGGAGGGAAGAGGGGAAGAUUGCAGCCCCCAGUUCCACCUGAUGAUGAACGUGCAUCAUGUUUCCUACUGUUCAAGAAACCAUCAGACUUUUGUGCACAGACACUUGAUGUAUUUAUAGCAGGGGGGGCUUCAGGCCGGGGAGGCGGCCCUCCAGACCUCUCGGUCAGGCCCUUGGAACUCACCUCAAGCCAAUCCCCCUCUGAUCCAGCUGCUGCAAGGCUAUUUUGAUAUUCUGAUUGCCCUCGGGAUGUCGCUGAACUCUCCUUUUCCAUCACCCCUGACCAUUGGCUGUGCUCUCUGGUGGGGGAUCAUGGGAGCUUCAGAGUUAGCAAAUUGCUGCAGAGAUGGAGAGAAAUGAACGUAAAAUUUGAAAAAAAUGAGAAACCGAGGGAGCCCAAAUGGACAGAUCUUUCCAUCCCUAGUGCGCACACAGUUCAGUCACCACACCUCGGCAGUGAACAGAAACCUAGAUCUCUGCUUGUUCAAGUAAUGCUCUCCCAAUCCUGUUUAAAACACAGGCACACAAAGUGAGUGAAUUGCUGGAAACUCACGUUUAGAAGGCAGGACAAAAAACACGUUUAGAAGGCAGGACAAAAAACACGUUUAGAAGGCAGCACAAGAAACUCACAUUUAGAAGGCAGCACAAAAACUGCACAUUUAGAAGGCAGCGUAAAAAACUCACGUUUAGAAGGCAGCACUGAAAACUCACGUUUAAAAGGCAGCGCAAAAACUUCACAUUUAGAAGGCAGCGUAAAAAACUCAUGUUUAGAAGGCAGCGCAAAAACCUCAAGUUUAGAAGGCAGCGCAAAAACCUCAAGUUUAGAAGGCAGCGCAAAAAACUCAAGUUUAGAAGGCAGCACAAAAAACUCAAGUUUAGAAGGCAGCGCAAAAAAAUUCACAUUUAGAAGGCGCCACAACAGGCUUUAGUUGUAUGCUUGCUCACACACAGAACACAGCGGCCGUUUACUUACUUCUGAAUAAGAUGAAGAGGACUGCGUUAGCAACCAGCAGCGCUUGGAAAGUUCAUGUUUAAAAAGGAACAAAGCAAUUCCGUUCAAAUGCACUUUUAAUUCAUGAUCAUUUCUGCCUGCCACACAAAAGGCGUGAGAGUGCGCCCCCCCCCCAGUGCCAACUCGAAACCGUGCAAAGAACUCAAGUGAAGAGUAAACAAAAAAGACAAACGUGGGCAACAAUUUUUAAAAAAUUAAA
Molecule: messenger RNA, 3508 nt
Organism: Rhineura floridana
Lineage: Eukaryota; Metazoa; Chordata; Lepidosauria; Squamata; Rhineuridae
Gene: USHBP1
Product: USH1 protein network component harmonin binding protein 1
Exons: 15
Coding region: 133-2253 (706 amino acids)
Source: RefSeq, a predicted model, not a curated record